Messenger RNA from Chrysochloris asiatica (Cape golden mole), 712 nucleotides. It is a transcript of the gene CCDC134, whose product is annotated as coiled-coil domain containing 134. The record is from RefSeq and is a predicted model, not a curated record. Lineage: Eukaryota; Metazoa; Chordata; Mammalia; Afrosoricida; Chrysochloridae. The coding region runs from base 5 to 694 and encodes 229 amino acids. The transcript is spliced from 6 exons.
GGAUAUGGACCUUCGUCAGUUUCUGGGGUUCCUCUUUGCCAUGGGACUCUCUGGGGUAGGAGCCACAGGAACCCUGAGGACCUCCCUUCACCCAAGCUUGGAGAUCUACAAAAAGAUGUUUGAGGUGAAGCGCCGGGAGCAGCUGCUGGCGCUGAAGAACCUGGCGCAGCUGGACGACAUCCAUCAGCAGUACAAGAUCCUUGAUGUCAUGCUCAAAGGGCUCUUUAAGGUGCUGGAGGACUCCCGGACAGUGCUCAUUGCUGCCGACGUGCUCCCGGAGGGACCCUUCCCCCAGGAUGAGAAGCUGAAGGAUGCCUUUUCACACGUGUUGGAGAACACAGCCUUCUUCGGCGACGUGGUACUGCGCUUCCCCAGGAUCGUGCACCAUUACUUCGACCACAACUCCAACUGGAACCUCCUUAUCCGCUGGGGCAUCAGCUUCUGCAACCAAACAGGCGUCUUUGACCAGGGACCCCACUCGCCCAUCCUUGGCCUCAUGGCGCAGGAGCUGGGGAUCAGCGAGAAAGAUUCCGACUUCCAGAACCCAUUUAAAGUAGACCACACAGAGUUCAUUCCUAGCACCGACCCUUUCCAAAAGGCUCUGAGAGAAGAGGAGAAACGCCGGAAGAAAGAGGAGAAGCGGAAAGAGAUCCGGAAAGGCCCUCGGAUUUCCAGGUCCCAGUCCGAAUUAUAGCCCCCGCGCAGCUCACGG